AUGGCGCCUUUUCUCAAGCAAGCUAUCACUCAGGCACUGGAUGAUAGACAAGUACUAUACCCGUUACAAUGGCUGGGUGAACAGCUUAUUUUGCAGUCCGUACAAUACGAAGGCAAUCCGGACGUCUCUCACAUUAGAGGGCGGUUUCUGUAUGAGCACCGAUCCAAUAAUGGUCGAGUUGUGUCAGCACCGACAGAGAUUGUUGACAUGCCUGUCGAGGCUUUGCAGAAGACAGUGUUGGAGGAUACAAAGGGAGAGCAGCAAGAUUCGGUAUCAUCGCCAUUGGCUGAGACCCGUUUGGUUACGAGUUGA
Molecule: messenger RNA, 312 nt
Organism: Lithohypha guttulata
Lineage: Eukaryota; Fungi; Ascomycota; Eurotiomycetes; Chaetothyriales; Trichomeriaceae
Exons: 2
Coding region: 1-312 (103 amino acids)
Source: RefSeq, a predicted model, not a curated record